GCGCAGCCGAGCCAGGAAAAACCGAAGCGGACAGACGACGGAAAGUGCCGAAGCGGCGGGGUGCCCGAGGCCGUUGCCGACCUCCGCAUCGAAGCCGCGCCUGCCGCGGAAGCUGAGCCUCCACCGGUACCCUGCGGUACCCUGCCGCCGCAAGCGCGGCUGCCGCCUCCUCCUUCCACCUCACCGCAGCCUCCUAGCAAAGGGAGCAAGUAGGCGGGAGAGCGGCGGACCGGUAAAGGCCGGCGUCCGCAGCCGCAGCGGGGACUCACAAGACCCGAGCGGAAGAGGGGGAGGAGGGCGCGGGGGCCGUAGCAGGGGCGGGGCCGAGGAUAGCCGAGUCCUCCCGAGCACUUCCGAACACACCCGAGGUGCUAAGCCAGGCCAGAGCCGGACUACGGGAGCCGAGGCGGGCCGUGCGGUGGGCGCGGAGCAGCGCGGCAGGCCGGGCGGGCGGCAGCGGAGGAGGCCGCGGUAGCGGGUCCGAGGAGCGGAAGCGGCGCAGGCGGCGGCGGGGGGCCGGGUGGCCGGGGUCCCGGGCCCCGCGGCGGCUGCGGCGGCGGCGGCGGCGGCAGGAUGAUCAAGCUGUUCUCGCUGAAGCAGCAGAAGAAGGAGGAGGAGUCGGCCGGCGGCACCAAGGGCAGCAGCAAGAAGGCGUCGGCGGCGCAGCUGCGGAUUCAGAAGGACAUUAACGAGCUGAACCUGCCCAAGACGUGUGACAUCAGCUUCUCAGACCCAGACGACCUCCUCAACUUCAAACUGGUUAUCUGUCCUGAUGAAGGCUUCUACAAGAGCGGCAAGUUUGUGUUCAGCUUUAAGGUGGGACAGGGUUACCCACAUGACCCUCCCAAGGUGAAGUGUGAAACAAUGGUUUAUCAUCCCAACAUUGACCUCGAGGGCAACGUCUGCCUCAACAUCCUCAGAGAGGACUGGAAGCCAGUCCUUACGAUAAACUCCAUAAUUUAUGGCCUGCAGUAUCUCUUCUUGGAGCCCAACCCCGAGGACCCACUGAACAAGGAGGCUGCCGAGGUCCUGCAGAACAAUCGGCGGCUGUUUGAACAAAACGUGCAGCGCUCCAUGAGAGGUGGUUACAUCGGGUCCACCUACUUCGAGCGCUGCCUGAAAUAGGGUUAGCAAUUACCCAUCCCUGCCAGGGUUACUGGCCCAGGCAUCCCCUGCAAAUAUUUAUUGGGGGCCCAGGUAGGGUGUGUGGGGUAGCCUUGGCCCCUGCCUUGGCCUUGCCUCUCCUCCCUGUCACCUGCCCCUAGUUAUUUUUUUUGACCACCACGUGAUUAUGGUCGGUGCUGCCUCCCCCGACCUGCUCAGCGAUGGGAAAUGAAUUGGCUUGUUUAGCGCCCCCCCUCCCGCUGGGUGCUGUCCAACCCCCCACUCUUGACUGUGGGGUAAGUGGGCAAUGGGCCUGGGUCACCAGGCUCAAGCAACCCACCCCACCACCACUGGAGGUCCCACCAGGCUAUUAAAGGGGAAUGUUACUGCAUGGCCUCUGCCUCUUCCUUCUGUGGGGUGGGAGGUACAAGUGAGGUCCACCAGCGUCUAUAAUGAAGAUAAAUUUGUGGCCUUGGGUUGGGUGGGACCACUCACUGGGAUGAGGCGCAAGCAAUGGAAGAAUCAGGUAAUUUCAGCUCCUGGCCCUUACACCAACAUAAGGGAGCCUACAAGUCAUUUCCAGUCUUGCCCCUUUAUGCCAUGUGUGGGCCCGCCAAUUUGGUUCCUGCCAGGCACUUGCUAAGAUACGAUAAAUGAUCUGCCCAAAACUGGGUGGAGUAUGGGCCUUCCAGAAUGAAUAGCCAGUCCUGCUGCGCUCCCGCCGUGGGCCUGCGAUGCUGGCUUGGGUGGGGCUUGUACCUUCUGCUGAGGUGCGGGGUCCUUUGCGCAUGCGCUUUUAUGGCUGGCUGUGCGCGUGCGUCUUAGCACUUCCCAGCAUUCCCGGAGAGGGUGGGUCGUG
Molecule: messenger RNA, 1963 nt
Organism: Rattus norvegicus (Norway rat)
Lineage: Eukaryota; Metazoa; Chordata; Mammalia; Rodentia; Muridae
Gene: Ube2m
Product: ubiquitin-conjugating enzyme E2M
Exons: 6
Coding region: 574-1125 (183 amino acids)
Molecular function (GO): NEDD8 conjugating enzyme activity; ligase activity
Source: RefSeq, marked provisional